Messenger RNA from Trichoplax adhaerens, 957 nucleotides. RefSeq lists its product as uncharacterized. The record is from RefSeq and is a predicted model, not a curated record. Bases 1 to 957 code for a protein of 318 amino acids. Lineage: Eukaryota; Metazoa; Placozoa; Uniplacotomia; Trichoplacea; Trichoplacidae. Gene Ontology annotation, molecular function: protein binding. The transcript is spliced from 13 exons. Gene Ontology annotation, cellular component: extracellular matrix.
AUGGACACCUUUCGAGGAGUGUUUACUAGUACUUCUGAUUUUGGAAGCGCACUAGUAUACGCUACUUCCGUAUUAAUCAUUCGCAGAAAUUGUACAUAUGCAUCCAGCAAUAAAUUAGAAGAAUUAUCAGGAGUGGUAUUUUCAAGUCUCGUACAUUUGAAAGUUCUUGAUCUAUCCACUAACAACUUCAAAACAAUUGAUUCUGAAGCCUUAACUUCUCUAAAAAGCCUAGAAGAAUUAUAUUUGGAAGAUAUAGGAUUGAAGAGUCUAUCUAGAAUUAAUUUUGCGGAACUUAAUCUAUUGAAAAAGCUUAUUCUUGGAAAUAAUGAUAUCGAAGCCAUUUUUCAACAUCAGUUUAGCGGCUUAAAUGAUCUUCAAGUUCUCGAUUUGUCCAAAAAUUUAAUAAUUAAGGUGCCUGAUGACACUUUGCAAAACAUGAUAAGUCUACAGACACUGAGUUUACAAUCAAAUCAAAUUAGAAAGGUUAUAGACAGACGAUGUCUCGGAGGCUACACUAAUUUACGAAAGUUGAAUAUCGGGUACAACAAAAUAGCAAGUAGAAUUGUUGUGAAAAUUUUACAGAGCUUUCAACCAUUUAAUGACAAAUUAUGUGGAGAAACGAGUUCAAUAGGUUGCAGACCAUAUUCCAUGUAUUUAAACGACAAUAACUUAACAAGAAUAGAUGUUUAUGAUUUGUUUAAUGUUACCAAUGAUAAGCUGCAGGAAUUGCAUUUAGCAAAUAAUGAACUAACAACAAUUUCAACGAAAAGGAAAUAUAAGUUACAAGCCCUGAUAGUCUUAAAUCUAAGAGGAAACAAAAUCACCACCGUUUGUGGAAAUCGUACUACAUUGGAUCUUUCUACUCCUAAUGUUGAAGUGCUGCAAUUAGAUAACAAUUUUAUAAGAAAUUUGGAAAAGGGUUGCCUUUACAAUUUUUUGAAACUGAAAGUUUUGUAA